This is a messenger RNA of Anopheles arabiensis, 2491 nucleotides long. RefSeq lists its product as uncharacterized. The transcript is spliced from 2 exons. The record is from RefSeq and is a predicted model, not a curated record. Bases 706 to 2388 code for a protein of 560 amino acids. Lineage: Eukaryota; Metazoa; Arthropoda; Insecta; Diptera; Culicidae.
CGCCGAGAGCCGCCGAGAAUCGUGCACGGCGUGCGGAGUCACACGCAUGGAGACGCGCGAAUGCGCCGAAUCAGUUGCGUGCGGAAAGUGUGCGUGUUCGGCGUGCUGGUGGAGUACUAGAUGGGAAUGUUUCAAAUGUGACCAGUACUCGUUUUACCGUUCUCGGGAGAUCAAAAGAACAAAUUUGAACAUAAAAAGAUGAAAAGAUGGAUUAUCAAUAAUUUUUCAAUCGUACACCGAAAAAACAACACAACCCCCUUUUCAUGUACCGCUUGGGUCGUGUAGCGAUACAAAAAGAACAGACUAUUUAUAUCCGAACAAAGAGCAUUGUGCUCCAACAAGCAUCGCAAGCAUCUCACAUCAUCAAUAUCGUCGCCUACUAUCUUAGCAUGGAGGCAUACGCGACAACACCUCUAUUUAUGUGGCGCGAUGCAGCGGGACAAAAAUAAAUUGCCCGCCACUGCUCAGCGGGAGGUUCGGGUCUGGGCACGGUUGGGAUCCGGACCAUCGGAGCAUUAAACUAAAAAAUCAGUUCCUCCAUCAGAACGGCUACACCCGGCCGAGGGCAGGUUCAUUUAGUGUCAAGUGCUAACCGUGUACGGACAUGGUCGGGAUGAACGACCGGUGUAUCUAGGUGGGAAGCGCGAUUCUCGUUGCAGUCUUACGUCGGGGUCUCUUGGUUCAUCCCAAGCUCAGCGGGAUAGGAUGAUGCAAUUGCAGCAACCGGGGCUGGUAGCGGAUUGUGUGCAGUUUUUAAAAUCCGUUAAACGCUAUCUGUGUGAAGAGUGCGAGGGUCCAACGGCGGAUGAUGCAACCCGGAACACCGACGAGCUAGCCGAUGAGGAGACGUAUUUGAAUGUGUUGCAAAGCAAACGGUCACUUCCCGGUGUACGGGCCCGAUUGAUAGCGGAGUGUGACGAUUUGUUGGAACGGUUGGAAACCGGUGCCGUAAGUACGCCGAGUUUGGUUGAACUGAAACAUGUGAAAGAGGCGGAUGACGCUUACGAAAAGCCACUAAAUGAUGAGGAGGAUGAUUCGUACAUUGAUAUGAGUGGAGCGAACACUCUGAAAGCAGCAAACACUAGCUCGUCCAAUGUUAGUAUGGUCGAGCUAAAGGACGACCUAACCGCAGAUCCCGAUGAACCAAACGAAGACGAAACAGACGAGGUACCGUUCGGCCAGGUAGAAGAAAACUCGUACGACCUCACCACCGAUCAGAUCCUGUACGACGAGUGCAUGCAGGAGGUUGGCCACGAAGGACAGGAAGUCCUCGCUUCUACACCAACUCCUCGCACACCGACGCCGGAAAAUGCAGCGUCCGAUAGCCAGUGCCCGUACGGGGGGCUUCCGGCAUCGCAUCUGCGCCUGCAGCAGUCACCCAAGCACGGCACACUGUUCAAGCAGGAGAAGCGGCUGUUUUUCGACCAGUUCAAGAAGUACUACGUGGGGCUGAUCGGCAAGUGGCUGCUGGUGUACGGCAGCCACAACGAUCUGAAGCCGCUGCAGACGAUCUACAUCAAGUGCAUCAAGCUGGACCUGAGCCUGAACGAGCAGAUCAACGAGAAGCACCUGUUCCAGAUCAUUACACAAACCGACUCGAAGGUACACUUCCUGUCGCCCAGCUUCCAAGACCUGAACGAAUGGAUCGUUGCGAUCGAGAAUAAUCUGAUCGAACGGGUGGCUGAUCGGCCGGUGGAGGAAUGCGCCGCCUUGCAAGCGUGCCGUAAACUACCCUUACCACCCUGUCCCGUGCCAGUGGGCGACGGGAAGGAUGAGCCGGAUCAGCGUGCGGCGAACCAGGUGGAGGAUGGAAUUUACGAGGAACCAUCGUUGUGUCUCCAGACGGAAGCCAUCGCGAAGGCUAAGGCGCACGGUUACGAUACACCCAAGCCGUGCUGCGGCAAGGUGGCAGAGAAUGUGCCCGUUGGUACCAAAGGUGGAGUUUGCAGUAAAGAAAGUGUAAGUAACUCACCUGCAAGCAGUAAAAAGCCUGAUUUGCCAGCGAAAAGUCCCGACACGGCUGGAGGAACAACUGCUGCACCCACGCCCGUGAAGAGUUGGCUCAGGAAUCGUUUCAACCGAUCGGCCCCGGAACCGGGGGAGGUGAAGCUGUCCAAGAAAGCGCUGAAAAAGCUAUCGUUUGAAGAGCUGCCCACGUCGGAGGGUAGCGCCGGCAGUGUCGAGCCGAAGUCGCCUUCGAAGUCGCCAGUGCAGCCGGCGCCGCCUUCGCCCAAAUUCACCAUCACCACUACGCCCACCAGCAAGGGUACGAAAAUAAACAUGAUCAUUAGUCAGCUGGAGGCGAACGGGCAGCUGAACCUGCUUUCCAAACGGCUGAACGACACGACCAAACGGUACACGUGGGUAACGGACGGUGUCACCGGUUGAUGGAGCGUCGGCACAGUGCUGUUUCAUUUUAAGUUUUAUCUUUUUCGAAUAAACGAAGUGCAAUGUGAUCUUAGCUGAGCAAUAAAACCAAAUUCAAUGUGAA